GUGCGAAUCUCUUUACAACCAGUGGUGCAUAAUGCAAACCAUCUGUAUAAAUUGCAAGGCCCUCUUCUUCUAUCAACUCUGGUUGCAAAUCUGAGAAAAACGAUCAGUUCAACGCCGCCGGGAUCUGAACUUCCGGUGAAUUUUCUACUGUCUCAGUCAUAAAUAUUCUCUACUCACAUCUACACACAAAAUUCAAGUUUCGUGUUAGAUUCAUCGGAGAAAGUAGUCCACCGUCGGACAAACUGGGAAAGGGGAGGGUCGCAUGAUGGGAUUUUGUAUAUGUCCGUUAGAGUCUCCGGCGAGAUUGUUGUGGAGUACUAGCUUCUUCCGCCACAAGAUCAUGAUUUUCUAAGAGAUAAUCACAUCGGUUGUAUACGAUCACGUAUAUACUUCAACUCUGAUCUAGGGUUUUUGAUUCUUCAGAAGUUGAUAUAUACAUACAUAUAUAUAGAGAAACCAUUGGAGAUCUCUAAUACUAUUAGUCACAGACAAAUCAAAGCUUUUCAAAUAUGGAAUCUGGUCGUCUUUUUUUCGGUUGCAACAGUAGCAACAUGCUUUUCCUCGGGAACGGGAAUGGAGACAACUACUUUCGCGGAACGAGGAUGGGGUUUAACAUGGAAGAAUCUUCGAAGAAGAGACCAUUUUUGAGCUCAAUCGAUGACAUGUUGGAAGAAGAAUACUACGAUGAACAAUUAACGGAAAAGAAGCGGCGUCUCAGCCCCGAACAGGUCCACAUGCUGGAACAAAGUUUUGAGGAAGACAACAAGCUGGAGCCGGAGAGGAAAACCGAGCUGGCGAAAAAGCUUGGAUUGCAGCCGAGACAGGUGGCUGUUUGGUUCCAGAACCGCCGUGCACGGUGGAAGACAAAGACGCUUGAAAGGGAUUACGAUCGCCUCAAGUCUUCCUACGAUAUUCUCACCUCCGACUUUGACUCCAUGGCCAAGGAAAACGAAAAGCUCAAGGCUGAGGUACACCUACACCUCUAUUCAUCUUUUUCAUACACAUAUGAUCUAUCAUCUAUCUUCAAUUGCAUCUGGGCAUCCAUGGAUUCUAUAAUUUCUGAAACAUCUUAUUUAAAUUAA
This is a messenger RNA of Lactuca virosa, 1082 nucleotides long. The record is from the annotation of a GenBank genome assembly. Lineage: Eukaryota; Viridiplantae; Streptophyta; Magnoliopsida; Asterales; Asteraceae.